Molecule: messenger RNA, 1334 nt
Organism: Kickxella alabastrina
Lineage: Eukaryota; Fungi; Kickxellomycota; Kickxellomycetes; Kickxellales; Kickxellaceae
Exons: 1
Coding region: 174-845 (223 amino acids)
Molecular function (GO): protein binding
Source: RefSeq, a predicted model, not a curated record
GUUUAAACAGGUUGAAUUUCACAUAUUUACGUAUUUUUAUUGCAUUUAGUAAUGUCCUCACUAAACAUAGAACUGGCAGUUUGGAACGCCGCCGCAGACCCAACCCACACAAAGGUCACUGCCACAGCGACACACAAAGACGGGAUAGCCUGCGGCCAUUCGGACGGCAAGGUAUGGCUAUACGAAUUUGCGUCUGCCAAGCUCUCAGAGCCGGCGACACCCAUAGAGCUCAAAAUGCAUCCAAAGUGCAUGCUAGUCGCACACCAAAGCCCUAUUGUGCUGCUGAAAUGGCCCACAUCAACUCGCCGUUGGCUAGCGGCACCGAGGGCGCUCUGAUCAGCGUGUCCGAAGACGGCAACGUUGUUCUCUGGGAUAUCAGCGACGGCCGGUGUAUUUCUCGCGUGCGCACGCCUUUGCAGAAUAUCCGCCCUGUGUCGAUCAAUCUGCAGACGGUCGACUACCAAUCAGCAGCAGAGGACCUUUUGUUUGUCACGGGCGAGGGCCACGUAGCGUAUGUGCUCAGCUAUCCGUCGCUGGAGCUGGUGUACGAGUGGCAUCUGCCGCACUCCGAAUGGAUUACCGCACAAAUGGUGCGCAAGCGCAAGGACCACUUCAGGAGCGAGCUGCUUACGUGCACCAGAGACGGAGUUGUGCGCAUAUGGGGCUACGACGAGUUUGUGUUGUCCCAACAGGACGUCUUUAGUCGGGCAGCCAGUCCGACGAUGGCCAGCUUCACUGACAUGGCGGGACUGGGCGCUAGCUUGCCCAGUCAAGGUCGGAAAGCGUUAUUUCGGACGCAGGCACCGAGGUUAUUGGUGCAAGUAGCAGCUCGCACUUCCACUUAGAGUCCACAUUUGCCUCGCUUGGAGAAGAGCAUGCCAUUUUGCAGCUGGUCAUAAACCCGUUCAAUGAGGACGAGUUUUUAGCAGUGUCUCCUUCCAUUGUGCGGCUGUUUGCGUCGCGAAACAACGAGCUGCACGAGCUUCUGAGAUGGAAGACCAGAGGAGCAACAGCGCGGCGUUCAUCGGCGCUGGGUUUUUGGCCGAGUCGGACAUAAUCUUCUGGGACGCUUUAGGAAACAUAUCCAGCGUGUGCUCGCUAUUUACCGUCGAAGGUGGCAGUGCUGGCAUGCACUUGACCCGCAGUCUGCAUGCGGAAAAGACCGGUGAGUCGCCUGUUUUCGUGGCAGCGAGCCUUGACACUGUGACUGCAGGGCCGAGUCUGGGAUUGGAUUGCCACAGGGCGGCCAGGCAGCCCGGUACACGUACUUUCUACUUACACUAGCAAUCGCAACACACACUCGCUGUCGGUGGUGUUUCCUAUGCCGCUGUCCU